This is a messenger RNA of Bacidia gigantensis, 648 nucleotides long. RefSeq names its product bifunctional uridylate/adenylate kinase (gene URA6). Gene Ontology annotation, cellular component: cytoplasm; nucleus. Gene Ontology annotation, biological process: UDP biosynthetic process; CDP biosynthetic process; 'de novo' pyrimidine nucleobase biosynthetic process. The coding region runs from base 1 to 648 and encodes 215 amino acids. The record is from RefSeq and is a predicted model, not a curated record. NCBI's taxonomy places the organism in Eukaryota, Fungi, Ascomycota, Lecanoromycetes, Lecanorales, Ramalinaceae. Gene Ontology annotation, molecular function: ATP binding; UMP kinase activity. The transcript has 2 exons.
AUGGCACCCACAUCGCCUAGGCUUCCCGCGCCACCCAAAGACACACCUACAUUUUCUCCAGAAAAGACAUCGGUAGUAUACGUACUGGGGGGACCAGGUGCGGGAAAAGGAACGCAAUGCGCGAAUCUAGUACGGGACUAUGGCUUCAACCACCUCAGCGCGGGGGAUCUACUGCGGGCGGAGCAGGACAGGGAAGGCAGUGAGUUUGGGCAGAUGAUCAAAGAUUACAUCAAGGAUGGAAAAAUUGUACCAAUGGAGGUGACGGUGCAACUGUUGGAGAAUGCUAUACAGGACAUCAAUGGGGGUGAAGGGAGGUUUUUGAUUGACGGCUUUCCUCGUAAGAUGGACCAAGCACUCAAGUUCGACGAGUCUGUCUGUCCUAGUAAAUUCACCCUCUUCUUCGACUGCCCCGAGGAUGUGAUGACAGAGCGGCUCAUCAAUCGAGGGAAGACGUCUGGGAGGGCGGAUGAUAACGAAGAGAGUAUCAGAAAGAGGUUCAAGACUUUCGUGGAAACAAGUAUGCCAGUCGUAGAGCACUUUGAGAAGCAGGGCAAGGUAGUCAAGGUGAUGGCUACAAAGUCGCCGGAUGAGGUCUACGAGGAAGUCAAGAAGGCAAUGGGGCAACGAGGGUUCCAGAUGAAACAGUGA